Molecule: messenger RNA, 1221 nt
Organism: Brenthis ino (lesser marbled fritillary)
Lineage: Eukaryota; Metazoa; Arthropoda; Insecta; Lepidoptera; Nymphalidae
Source: the annotation of a GenBank genome assembly
AUGCCUGUCGCUGAGGAUAAACAAGAAGCGCCUAUCGCCCUUCCAUCAACCUCUGAAGUUAAAUCGGAAGAUGUUAAACCUCAAACCGACUCACAGCCAGCUCCAGUAGAAGAAACGAAACCAGAACCAGAAUCUGAAGCUAAAAGCGCUGAUAAAGCAAUUGAAGCCGAAAUAAAGACCGAAAAUGCUCCAGCAGAAGCCUCUCUGGAACCUAAAGCAGAGGCUAGUGUUGAUGUUAAAAAUGAAGAAGCAGUCGAAGCUAAAUCGGCUAUUCCAGAGAGCUCUGAACCAGAAAACAAACCUGAGACCAGUGAACCAGCCAAACCUAUUGAAGAAAUCCCUAAAGUAAAAGCUGCAGUCGUAGAAGAGGCUGCUCCCGAAGAAAUUCCUCAAGUAAAGGCUGCGAUUGAAGAAGAGGCUAAACCUGUAGAAAGCCCUGCAAAAAUUGAAGAAGUGAGCAAUAUACCAGCAACUAAGUCAGUUAUCUCUGAAGAUGUAAUUGAUGUGGUUAGUGUAAUUAAAAAUGAAGCUGCUGUAGCUGAUGAUAUUAUUGAUCUUGCCGCGAUCAACCUAUCCGAUUCUCAGCCAGUAGUAACAGCUAAAAGCGCUGAACCUGAAAAGAAAGAUGACGCUAUCGUUAGCGACUCGGCUUCAGUAAAAGCUGGCCAAGCAGAGGAGAGCAAAUCAGUAGAGCCAAAGCCCGAGGAAAAGCCCGCUGAAUCUCCCGCUGCCUCAGACGCAGUUGCCGCACCAAAAUCAGCUGCUGUAUCCGAUGACGCCACGCGUGUGAUUCGUGAUGCAGUUGAUGAGAAACAAACUGAAGUUCAACAACCAGAAGCAAAAGCCGUUGCUGAAACAAUUAAAGAUGAAGUUAAGCCUGCUGAAGAUCCCAAAGUAGAGGAAAAAUCUGCAAGUCCAGCUGAAGAAAUCGCUGCACCUAAAGAAGAGGCACAGCCGGCUGCAGUAGAGGAAAAGAGCGCAGUCAUCGAGGCCAAAGCCGCUGAGAUACCUAAAGAAGCCGAAAGCAAAGACGCAGUAGCCCCCGUUCAGGCCGUCGAAGCUAAGAGCGAAGCUAAGCCUAAAGCGGACGAAAUCAUGAGUGACGCUCCAGCCAAUGAGAACAGUUCUGACGAAAGUAACGAGAACUCAGAAAAGAACGCAGAAAGCGCAGAGAAAGACUCAUCAGAGGAAAGCGGCGAAAAAUCAGAAAGCGCUAAACCU